UCUCUCUCUCUAAAAACACACGCUCUCUCUCUCUCUAGAUACUCCUCUUCCCCCUUCUCUCUCAAGACUCUCGCUCCCUCCCUCUCUAUCAGUCAAGGGGUGUUCUUCCUCCGAUAAGCUUCGCGAGGGAAGAUGGAAGCUAACAGGGGUCAAGGAGGAAUCCAGCUCUUGCUUGCUGCAGAGCAAGAAGCUCAACACAUUGUCAAUGCGGCAAGGAGUGCGAAAAUGGCUAGGCUAAAGCAGGCCAAAGAAGAGGCCGAGAAGGAGAUUGCUGAGUUUCGUGCCCAGAUGGAAGCUGAAUUUCAGAGAAAAGUUGCAGAGAGCAGCGGAGAUACGGGUUCAAACGUUAAACGCCUCGAACAAGAGACAGAGGCGAAGAUCCAGCACCUGAAAAUGGAGGCCUCGAGCAUUUCCCAUGAGGUGGUUCACAUGCUUCUCAAGCAUGUCACUACAGUGAAGUACUGAUCUCUUUAUCUGUCAGUACUUACCUUCCUUUGAACUGUUACUCUCCAUUCCCUUCAUUUGGAGAUGCCUUCAUUUUGUUGUGUAAGACUCCAAUAAGAUGUUUGUUGCCUUCCCCUCUUAUGUACAUUUGUUGGUUGGUUUGGGCUUUGUUCUUGCUUUGCUUCAUUUUUUUGAGAUAUUUGAGUUCAUACAUUAGUAAUUUUUGCAUUAGUUCA
Molecule: messenger RNA, 680 nt
Organism: Amborella trichopoda
Lineage: Eukaryota; Viridiplantae; Streptophyta; Magnoliopsida; Amborellales; Amborellaceae
Product: V-type proton ATPase subunit G 2
Biological process (GO): proton transmembrane transport
Cellular component (GO): vacuolar proton-transporting V-type ATPase complex; vacuolar proton-transporting V-type ATPase, V1 domain
Molecular function (GO): proton-transporting ATPase activity, rotational mechanism; ATP hydrolysis activity
Source: RefSeq, a predicted model, not a curated record